AGAGAAUACAGAUAACCAGAUUAACCGUAAAAUCCCAACGGCAACGCUCAUCACACUAAAUCCCCCAAAUCCAUGAGCUCGCUGCUACUGCCGCGCACAGCGCCGCCGUCGCUCUCCGCCGCGUCCCCAUUCCUUUCACCAAGGGUCUACAUCCCUCCUCAUGUAUACAGACACCCAGCCGCCAUCCUCCUAGAGCUCUGCACUUCCCUGAAAGAGCUCCACCAAUUCCUCCCUCUCAUCAUCAAAAACGGCCUCUACAACGAGCACUUCUUCCAAACCAAGCUCGUCAGCCUCUUCUCCAAAUUCGGGAGCAUGGCCGACGCCGCCAAAGUUUUCGAACCCAUCGAAUCCAAGGUCGACCCCCUCUACCACACCCUCCUCAAAGGCUACGCGCACCAAUCCAAUCUCGAUGGCGCCUUCAAGCUCUUCGCUCGGAUGAGGCACGACGCCGUCGAGCCUGUUGUCUAUAAUUACACCUCUCUGCUCAAAGCCUGCGCCGAUGAUUUCGAUUGCAGAAGGGGAAAGGAGAUUCACGCGCAGCUGGUGUUGAGCGGACUGUCCGCGAAUUUGUAUGCUAUGAGUAGUUUGAUGAACCUCUACGCCAAAUGCGGUGCGGUUCAGGAUGCGUAUAAGGUGUUUGAGAGAAUGCCGGUGAGGGAUUUGGUGUGCUGGAACACUGUGAUUGCUUGUUUUGCGCAGAAUGGGAUGCCGAGAAGGGCGUUGGAUUUAGUGGCUGGGAUGCAGGAGGAAAGGCAUAAGCUUGAUUUGGUCACUGUGGUUUCGGUUUUGCCAGCCGUUGCUGAUCUUGGGGAUUUGAGGAUUGGGAGGUCGAUUCACGCUUAUGUUUUUCGACAUGGGCUGGAUUCGUAUGUGAAUGUUGCUACUGCCUUGUUGCACAUGUAUGCCAAGUGUGGAGCGAUUGGGAUUGCUCGGACUAUCUUUGAUUCGAUGAGUUCGAGAACCGUUGUGUCGUGGAACUCCAUGAUCGAUGCUUAUGCUCAAAAUGGGGAUUCAGAGGAGGCAUUGCGUCUUUUCCAAAAGAUGCAAGAUGCAGGAUUGAAGCCUAGCAAUGUAACUGUUAUGGGAGCUCUGCACGCGUGUGCGGAUUUGGGGGAUAUCAAGCGCGGUCAGUCUGUCCACGAGCUGGCUAAGCAGUUAGGUCUCGAUUCUAAUGUCUCUGUUACGAAUUCUCUGAUUUCAAUGUAUUGCAAGUGCAGGAGAGCUGAUCAAGCUGCUGAAUUGUUCGGUAAACUUAGAGGGAAAACGCUGGUUUCUUGGAAUGCGAUGAUAUUAGGGUAUGCGCAGAAUGGCUUCACAAUGGAAGCCAUCAGCCUCUUUGGAGCAAUGCAGGAACAGAAUGUGAGGCGUGAUUCGUUCACAUUGGUGAGUGUCAUCACUGCUGUGGCCGAGCUGUCGUUGGUGAGGCAGGCGAAGUGGAUCCAUGGAGUGGUGAUAAGGGCAUGCUUGGACAAGGAUGUUUACGUGAUGACUGCUCUUGUUGACAUGUAUGCCAAGUGUGGCGCUAUUCACACUGCAAGAAAGGUGUUCGAUAUGUUGGGGGAGAGGCAUGUCACGACGUGGAACGCCAUGAUAGAUGGAUAUGGAACCCAUGGUUUCGGGAAGGAGGCUGUGCAGCUGUUUGAAGAGAUGUGCAGAGGGGACAUUCCCCCGAACGACAUAACAUUCUUGUGUGUGAUCUCAGCUUGCAGCCACUCAGGCCUUGUAGAAGAAGGCCGCCACUAUUUCACCAUCAUGAAGGAGAGGUACGGCAUAGAGCCGGCAAUGGAUCACUAUGGAGCCAUGGUGGACCUUCUUGGUCGAGCUGGCAAGCUCGACGAGGCUUGGGGGUUCAUCCAGACGAUGCCAGUUGAGCCAGGGAUCAAUGUCUAUGGAGCCAUGUUGGGAGCUUGCAAGAUCCACAAGAACGUCGAUUUGGGAGAAGAAGCUGCUGAUAAACUCUUCGAGCUGGAGCCUAGCGAUGGUGGAUAUCACGUUCUGCUCGCGAAUAUGUACGCGAUUGCAGCAAUGUGGGAGAAGGUGGCGAAGGUGAGAAGCUUGAUGCAGAAGAAAGGGAUCCAGAAAACUCCAGGGUGCAGCUCCGUGGAUCUGAGGAACGAGGUGCACGCGUUCUACUCAGGGAGCACGAGCCACCCUCAGUCGGAGAAGAUCUACACGUACCUGAGCAAGCUUUUCGAGAGGAUCAAGGCAGCGGGGUACACCCCCGACACCAGCUCGAUCCAUGAUGUGGAAGACGACGUGCAGGAGCAGUUUCUGAACACGCACAGCGAGAUGCUAGCCAUCUCAUUUGCGCUGAUGAAUACGAGGGGCACCACCAUCCACAUCCGGAAGAAUCUGAGGGUGUGUGGAGACUGCCACAAUGCGACCAUGUUUAUAUCUCUGGUCACAGAAAGAGAGAUCAUUGUGAGGGAUAUGCAUAGGUUUCACCAUUUCAAGAAUGGGACAUGCUCUUGUGGAGGAUACUGGUGAUGUCAAGAACAACCACCUUCAUCAUCCACAUCAGCUUUCAUCAGAGCCAACAUUUGAUGAUUGAGAUUUCCACAGCUGUUUUUUCAGGAAAUCUUUAUGAUCAACAACUGUUUGAAGCUGGGGAUUGUUUAGAUUGGCUGAUUUUUUUGUUUUCAAACACGGCAAGAGUUGAUUACUGUGUUGGUGGAAUACAAAUAGUGAGUAAAUAAUUUGGGAUUUGAUUUGGAUUAAUGAAUCCAAAUCAAAUGUAGGCUCAUUGAUAUACUCCUAGAAUUCAUUGAUUUGAUUUUUAUGACU
Messenger RNA from Salvia hispanica, 2784 nucleotides. RefSeq names its product Pentatricopeptide repeat (PPR) superfamily protein (gene CRR22). NCBI's taxonomy places the organism in Eukaryota, Viridiplantae, Streptophyta, Magnoliopsida, Lamiales, Lamiaceae. Gene Ontology annotation, molecular function: protein binding; RNA binding; zinc ion binding. The record is from RefSeq and is a predicted model, not a curated record. Gene Ontology annotation, biological process: RNA modification. Gene Ontology annotation, cellular component: intracellular membrane-bounded organelle.